GCCAUAGUAUCUCUCAGUGUCAGGUUGGCGCUAGUUGAGUGAGGAGUGUACUUGGUCCGAGCUCGUCUGGUACCUUAUUAUUCCAUCCCGUUGCCAUUAUGUCAGAGGAAACCAACGGUCAGGAGAACGGCUCCGUCCCGGAGGUGGAGCUCAUCAUUAAGGCCUCUACGAUUGAUGGCCGCCGAAAAGGAGCAUGUCUCUUCUGUCAGGAAUAUUUCAUGGACCUGUAUCUCUUGGCUGAGCUCAAGACUAUCUCUCUUAAGGUCACCACAGUGGAUAUGCUCAAACCACCACCAGACUUCAGGUCAAAUUUUGAGGCGACUCCUCCACCCAUCCUGAUAGACAAUGGACUGGCUGUCCUAGAAAAUGACAAAAUCGAGAGACACAUCAUGAAGAACAUCCCUGGUGGUCACAAUCUUUUUGUACAAGACAAAGAUGUUGCUCAGCGGACAGAGAAUGUUUAUAGUAAAUUUAAGCUGAUGUUGCUGAAGCGUGAUGACAGUUCAAAGAACAUCCUGCUGAAUUACCUACGCAAGAUCAAUGACCAUCUAGGUGAGAGAGGGACCCGCUUCCUCACAGGGGAUACCAUGUGCUGCUUUGAUUGUGAACUUAUGCCAAAGUUGCAGCAUAUUCGUGUUGCUGGUAAAUAUUUUGCCGACUUUGAGGUUCCUGAGGAGCUGGAACACCUGUGGCGGUACAUGUUCCACAUGUACCAGUUGGACGCCUUCACACAGUCCUGCCCAGCAGAUCAGGAUAUCAUUAACCAUUACAAACAACAGCAGGGCACAAGGAUGAAGAAGCAUGAAGAGCUGGAAACGCCAACGUUCACAACAUCCAUACCCGCCACCAUCCGCCCUUAAGUGCCACGUUCAAACAAUAUUUGCCAGGUGACGCUUGGCACUCACUGUUGUGGCUUUCUGUGCAAAUUAUGUAAAUUGGUGAAAGGUAAUACUAACAUAUCCCUGCUCGAUAAAUUGUCAGGCAACGUAGUUGACCAUGACAAAAAAACAACUUGGAUAUCUUCUUGUAUCUGAAAAAAACUAUGUUGAUUUUUCUAAUUAUAUUACGUGUCUGUAUUUAUGACACUACAUUUCAGGUGUAUGUAAAUAGUUCAUUUCUCCCGAUUGAAGAAGUGCUAAGCAGUAUCAUUUGGACAGGUUAUAUCAAAACACAACACGUAAGAGCACGGUGUAAUUGUUAAUGCUACCUCCCAUCAAGGUAUUCUCCAAGUCCAUAAUUGGACAGAUAAGAAAAUAUUAUACUCGAGGUCUUGUUUGACCCAAAUUUUCACUUUAAUAUUAAUAAAAAUCUUUAAUAUUUAUCUGUAACUGACUAAAAUAAUCUCAGUUUUUAAGGUCAAACAUUAUCUUAGCAUUCCCUGCCUAAUAUAUAGAAUAUGACAUGAAGGGCUAUUGAAGGAAUUGUGAAAAUUAAGAAAGUGAAACUUUGUUUUGUGCCUUGUUUAUAGCCUUUAUUUUUUCUGUUGUAUACUGUUACAAUCUGUUAAUGUUCUUUUGCUACAUUCUGUCUUUUGGGAUUCAUUAAUUUUCCACCUACAUAUAUUUUGGAACUCCUCAUUGGCAAGUAAUUUUCAAAGAAUUGUUUACAGCAUACUUUUUUAGCUUCACCGAGAGGUUUUCCAAACUGUACAUUACCAAAGUGUCUCGUCUUUCAUCUGAUUCCUGGGUUUCACUUUUGAAAUAACUCCUAUCCUUCAGUUUUCUGAUGUGUAAAUACAAUUCCCAAUAUUGCAAUAUAUCGGAGAGAAGACUUAUUCCUGUAUAUUAGUUUUAUACAAAAUGGAGUCUAGAAGUUCAGUAUGAUUUUGGGGGAGGGAGGCGAUGGGGGAGGGAGGGAGGUCUUGUGACACUUGGCAGUCAGUCAUGUUACUUAAAAAGUGUCUUAAGUUAAAGCAAAUUAUUAAGUUUUGGAAGUAUUUAGAAUCACACCUCAUGCAUUUGUAAUAAUAAUAAUAGUAGUAGUUAUUGGCACAAAAUAAUUGUGUAUAGGAAUAAGAAUUAAAGCUUGCAUGACCGUUGUUGUAAACGUAAGCUUCUCGAUACAUGAGGUGUGUGUGUGACGGCUUCUUGUGGUGAACAGAAUUUAGGAUGGAACAAAACAGUUGAAAAAGUUCUGUUUUUUUUCUUGGUCACACCAGUUAGAGUAAUAUGAGAAACAUUUGAGUUUUGUCAUAUUCUGGAACCACUUUUCACAAUUACAGUAAGCAAUCGAAGUAAUACUGUACUAGCCUGCUCUUUGUUUUGAGUUAGAAUUUUAUUAAGUUUGUUAACAAUAUAGUUAACAUGUUUCCACAUGAACUUAUUACGAAUAUAUGCCUUCUUAUUGUGUAAGCUUUUUAGAGCUGCAAGUAUGCAACAAUUUUUAAGAUCUUAAGGAUCUUUAGAACUUUGUUAUCAUACAUGGGAUUCUGAAAAAAAUGUUAGCCUGGGUAAUUCAUUGUAGGCUUGAUAACUGACAAGUUAAAUACUUUCAUUGUUGAGUUUUAAGCAUUUAUACAUCAACAGCCUUUUGAUCAAGUUGUCUAUGGCCAUGAGUGUUCUUAAUGGCUCUUGAUUUUUACAGAUUUUUAAAGAUAUUGGAAAAUAAACAUCAAAUGAUAUGGGAA
Messenger RNA from Procambarus clarkii (red swamp crayfish), 2626 nucleotides. RefSeq names its product chloride intracellular channel protein 5. The record is from RefSeq and is a predicted model, not a curated record. Gene Ontology annotation, cellular component: apical plasma membrane; cytoplasm. Gene Ontology annotation, biological process: chloride transport. Gene Ontology annotation, molecular function: chloride channel activity. Lineage: Eukaryota; Metazoa; Arthropoda; Malacostraca; Decapoda; Cambaridae.